Rotaria sordida is the source of this 1815-nucleotide messenger RNA. Lineage: Eukaryota; Metazoa; Rotifera; Eurotatoria; Philodinida; Philodinidae. The record is from the annotation of a GenBank genome assembly.
AUGUAUAUCACGUUUGUAUGGUUUCGUAACAAAUAUUUAUUAUUUAUCAUGGCAUCAUGUUCAGAUUUAACUAAACUUUCAUCAACAAUGGAUUGUCGACCUAUCAUAAAGGCUACACCAGUCGCUGCUAUAUCAGCAAGUAAAAAAUUUGUUGAACCUUUUAAUCGACUUAAACAUCGUGCAAAUUUAUUUCGUCGAAAACUUUAUUCAUCACAAUUAGAUAUUCAUAAUCAUUGUUCAUCAUAUAAUAAUUCUUCUAAUCAAAUAAUAAAAACAGAUAAUAAUAAUAUUAUUCUUAAACGAUCAAAUUCAAUGAUAUGUCCACAACAACGUUUACAAACACUUUUAAAAACUAAUAAUAAUAAUAAUAAUAAUCGUAAUUCAAUUUGUGUUGAAUUAUCUGGUUGUUCAAUAGAUGAAAGUUCAACAGAUGAUUAUCAUUCAAUAAAACUAUCAUCAAAUCAUUAUUUAAAUAAAAAAAUACAUUCACCAAUGAGUAAUAUUAACGAACAGGAUGUAUAUCCAUCAAAUGAAUCACUUAAUGAAAAUAAAAUUCAAACAGUAUCAUCAUUACCUAAUAAUAAUAAUAAUAAUACUGAACAGACAUCUGUCAUAUCUUCUUCACCUCAAUUAACAAAGAAUGAUAUUAGAAACGAACAAAAACAACAACUGAUUCCUUCUGUUAUAUCUUCAUCAUCAAUGAUUGUAUCACGAAAUAAUAAUGAAAUAAUUCAAUUACGUCGUCAAUCAUAUUCAAAUAUAUCUUUUCCUGAACAACGACAAUCAACAUGUUCAUCAUUUGAUGAACCAUUUUAUGAUUGUAAACAAGAUACAUUAUCAUUAAAAUCAACUCAAAAUUUUGAUAUAUCUGUAUCAAAAAUGUCAAUAUGUACAAUGACAGGAAAAUCUUUAAAUAAUCUUGAUGAAUGUUUAUCAACAAUGUCAUCAGAAGAUAAAGGUGUACAAACAACAUUUAAUGAAUCAAUAACUAUGAAUUCAAGUAUUAUAAGAAAUAAUUCAUCAACAAGUUUAUCAUCAUCAACAACAUCAAUACAAACUGAUUCACUUGAAAAUAAAUCAAAAAUAAAUGAAACAUUAAAACAUUCUAUUAAUCAACGUCUUAUAGAAUCAUAUUAUAAAUGGCCACAUAUAUAUGAAAGAUUACUUAGUGAACGAACAUGUAUUUAUUGGGUUAAUUAUUUAGGUUCGACAGCAAUUAAAAUAUCAAAUGAUGAUACAUCAACAAUGCCAAUUCAUGCAAUUAAUCGAUUAAAACAAUCAACACAAUAUGCACGUGUUUUACCAAUAAUUGGUUUAAGUAUUUCAUCACGUGGUGUUGAAUUUUUAAAACAUUCAAAAGAUCGUAUUGUUAUCUGUUUUCAUGAUAUUAAAUCAAUACAUUGUGCAUGUCAAGAUCAAGAUUUACGUUAUUUUGCUUAUGUUACACAUGAACAACGUUCAAUUAAUAAUAUAUCAUAUGCAACUAUGCAUUUUAAUCAUAAACAAUCAUUAACAUCAUCACCAUCGUUAUCUGUAAAUAGAGAUUAUCAUAAUUAUUGUCAUGUAUUUGUUGUAAAAAAUGAAUCAAUGUCAACUGAAAUUUUAUUAACUUUUGGUCAAGUAUUCGAUAUAGCUUAUCGAAAUCAUCAUCGUUUAAAUUCUAAACAAAUAUAUUCAGAUAAAUCUCAUCGAAAUAUUGAUAUUAAUCGUUAUUCGACUACACCUAAUAAAGUUAUGUCAUCAUCAUCAAUACAUUCACCAGCAACAUCAUCGUCAUCAUCAUUAUCAAACGAUGAACGAAGAAUUUUUAUUUAA